Linum tenue is the source of this 1479-nucleotide messenger RNA. The record is from the annotation of a GenBank genome assembly. NCBI's taxonomy places the organism in Eukaryota, Viridiplantae, Streptophyta, Magnoliopsida, Malpighiales, Linaceae.
AUGUGUUUCAAAAGAUCCGCACUCUCAGUUGUGAUUUUCUCGGAGAAUUUUGCGGAUUCAAGCAGGUGCUUGGAUGAAGUGGCCACCAUUUCUCGAAGCAUGGAAGAGUUCGGACACCUAGUGCUCCCCGUUUUCUACAAAGUUGAUCCAUCGGAUGUAUCCGAGGAUUCUGGAAGUUACGCUAAUACCAUAGAGCAGAAAUAUGGAACUAGACGUCUACAAAUAUGGAAAGAUAGAAAGAGAUGGAUCGAUGCUUUGAAGGCUGUCGCUAAUUGUGUUGGCUAUACUUUACAGGAAAUCAAGAUUGAUUCCGAUCUAGUAGAGGAAAUAGUUAAUGUUGUUCUGAAAAGACUCGCAGAGAUUUCGCCAAGAGUGAAGUCUGAUCACUUGGUUGGUAUGGAUGUUCGAGCUUCAGAGGUUGAACAACUAUUAGCCAUGAAUGUAUAUGAUUUUCGCAUUAUUGGUCUUUGGGGCAUGGGUGGUAUAGGAAAGACCACUCUUGCUACAACUUGCUACCACUCAUUUGUAUCCUCUGAAAAAGAAAUGAAGUAUCACUUUGUCCCGAAUAUAAAUGAGAAGCUUGAAAAUCAAUAUGGAAUCGAAGGAAUGGUACAUGAACUCUAUUCGAUAUUAUUGUCAGCGGAUAACUUAGACAGCCACAACAUGGGUAUUGGUUAUAGAAGGGAGCGUCUUUCUCGUCUUAGGGUGUUCCUUGUUCUUGAUAAUGUGGAAAAAAUACCGCAAUUGGAACAACUGUUGUUGGGAGAUAAGCAGGCUGCAAAUCUCUUUGGCCCUGGAAGCAGAAUUAUUGUGACAACUAGAAACCGAAGAGUACUUGAGAAUGCAGGGGCUAAUAUAUAUGAGGUGAAGCAUUUGCAUUCUCAUGAAUCGCUCCAACUGUUUGGGAUACAUGCAUUUAAAAACUGUCUUCCGUCUGAUGAUUAUUUGGAUCUAUCGGGUGUCGCCGUAUCACACUGCAAGGGAAGCCCUUUAGCUAUAAAGGUCUUGGGAUGUGCAUUGCUUAAUAAGCAACGAAGUUACUGGGAGAGCUUCUUAUAUGAAUUGGGAAAAAAUCCAAAACUGGAAAUUGAUGAUGUUCUUCGGAGAAGCUACAGUGAGCUUGAAACUGUCAAGAAAAGUUUAUUUUUGGAUAUUGCUUGUUUUUAUCCAAGGCUUAUAAAAUCUCUAGCGAUUGAAUAUUUUCCUUCUAGUUACUUAGAGGAUUUAAUUAAUAAAUCUUUGCUUAGCUAUGUCUUCAGCGAAAGAGAAGGUUUAGAGAGGAUUGAAGUUCAUGACUUGCUAAAGGAAAUGGCUUGGGCUAUAGUUAAUGAGGAAUCAAAACUUGAAAAUCGCAGUAGAUUGAAGAAUUAUGAUGAUAUUUACAAGUUAUUGGCAGUCGGAGAUGUCAAAACAUCAAGAAUAUUCAACUAUUUGAACAUUAUGAAACCGAAAGAGAAGCAUGGGAGUUCCUUUGAGUGA